CAAACACUCUUGCCCAUUCCCAACAGUCCCAAUGUAUCCAUUAACAUUAACCAUUCUCUUACUACUCCUUGGAUGUGUAUGGACAUUCAUACACAUCCUAUUACGCCCAAAAAAUGAGCGUAAACUCCCACCAGGUCCUUGGGCCUUACCAAUUAUCGGUAACCUUCACAUGCUAGGUGACCUCCCACACCUUACCCUCCAAAGCUUAGCAAAAAUACACGGACCUAUCAUGUCAUUGAGGCUUGGUCAUGUCCCAACUAUUGUGGUCUCAUCACCCCAAGCCGCAGAGCUAUUUUUAAAGACCCAUGAUACCAUUUUUGCUGGCAGACCUAAACUCCAAUUCUCUAAGUACAUGACUUAUGGUACCACGGGUUUGGGUUUGACCGAGUAUGGUCCAGAUUGGCGCAACGUUAGGAAAAUAUGUACGUUGCAACUUCUUACUGCUUCAAAAAUUGAGUCAUUUGCACCCAUGAGGAAGGCGGAGGUAGGAUCAUUGGUGCAGUCACUCAAAAACGCUGCGGUGGCGCACGAGGUUGUGGACCUUAGUAGAAAAGUUUGUGAUCUUAUCGAGGAAACCUCAUGUAGAAUGAUAUUUGGGCGAAGUAGAGAUGACAGAUUCGACUUGAAGGCGAUUAUUGAGGAGACCUUUCGCUUGGCGGGGGCUUUCAAUCUUGCAGAUUAUGUUCCUUACCUCGGGGCACUAGAUCUACAGGGAUUGACACGGCGAAUGAAGAAGGCUAGCAGGGCUCUAGAUAUAGUCUUAGAGAAUAUCAUCAAGGAGCAUGAAAACAUUCCAAGUGGUCAACAAGAUCGUCAAAUGGACUUUAUAGACACGUUACUUUCUUUGAUGAACCAACCCAUGAAUCCCCAUGAUGAGCAUGCAUACAUAUUGGAUCGAACAAAAAUAAAGGCCAUCACAGUAGACAUGAUUUCAGGGGCAUAUGACACUUCAGCUGCUACAAUUGAGUGGACCUUUUCUGAACUCUUGAGGCAUCCACGGGUGGUAAAGCAAGUACAAGCAGAGCUGGAACAUGUAGUAGGGAUGAAUAGGAUGGUGGAGGAGACAGAUUUGGAAAAUUUAACAUACUUGGAUAUGGUAGUGAAGGAAAGCUUAAGACUACAUCCUAUUGGACCAUUACUAGUCCCACAUGAAUCCAUGGAGGACAUUGAAUUAAAUGGAUAUUAUGUCCCCAAGAAAUCACGCAUAAUAAUAAAUUUUUGGGCUAUUGGACGAGAUCCUUAUGUGUGGUCUAAUAAUGUGGAAGAAUUCUAUCCUGAAAGAUUCAUAAAUAGUAAUAUAGACCUCAAGGGACGUGACUUCCAACUUAUCCCAUUUGGGUCUGGUCGAAGAGGGUGCCCUGGAAUACAUCUAGGUCUUACAACUGUCAAAUAUGUUCUAGCUCAAUUAUUGCAUUGCUUUCACUGGGACCUUCCAAGUGGCAUGUUGCCUAAUGACUUGGACAUGACUGAGAAGUUUGGGCUAUCAAUGCGGAGAGCCGAGCACUUGUAUGCUGUGCCAACUUAUCGCCUACUCAAUUAAAUAUGUAAUCCAAUUGCAAUAUAAUAAUUUUCGAAAAAAAAAAUUUACUUAUUAGAAGAAGUGUGCUCCUAGCAUUCAAGUUUAUGCUCGACCACUAAAUGUAAGGCCAAGAUUUUUAUUCUCA
Quercus lobata is the source of this 1664-nucleotide messenger RNA. RefSeq names its product cytochrome P450 CYP736A12-like. The transcript is spliced from 2 exons. NCBI's taxonomy places the organism in Eukaryota, Viridiplantae, Streptophyta, Magnoliopsida, Fagales, Fagaceae. The coding region runs from base 32 to 1540 and encodes 502 amino acids. Gene Ontology annotation, molecular function: iron ion binding; monooxygenase activity; heme binding. The record is from RefSeq and is a predicted model, not a curated record.